Messenger RNA from Durusdinium trenchii, 4318 nucleotides. The record is from the annotation of a GenBank genome assembly. Lineage: Eukaryota; Dinophyceae; Suessiales; Symbiodiniaceae.
AUGCAUGCCAAUGAGCCAUGGCCACCCUUCCCCGUUUUUCGACCUCCUGGUCUCGACGCACCUCCUGUUUUGGGUUCUGCUCGUUCUCCUUCACAGACAACAAAGCAAACCAAGAAGCACGUGUCUCCGUCAAAGGCAAGGAGAGAUUUUUCCCGAGCUGCGGCGAGAGAGCGUUUUCUGGCCAAGCUUUGUAAAGAAGAAAGCCACAAGGCAGAUUGUUGUGAAGACCUGAGUCCGGUGCCUUUGGAGCAAGUUCUCAGGGCUGUGUUGGAGAAAAGUGACAAUGCUUUCAGUGUGUUCUUCCGGUCUUGGCAGGAGCGCAAGCCCCCUGACAGGCCAGCUGGAAGACAACGAGACAUUUUCCCCAUCUCUCCGGUUGAACAGUGGGACUUCUCAGGACAAGUUUUUUCUGAAAGUGCGGGCCUUCUUUUUCUCAACGCAUGCGUGGCGGCUCUCAACUUUCUGGCAGGUGACUUGAAGUUCGGCCAGGCCAGAGCUGACAGAAACCACCGGCACACUGCUGCUCAGCGAAGCGUCCUCAAGCACCUCGCUGAUCGGGUUGACUUGCCCAACAAAGCUGGCACGUGCAACCCGCAGUGUUUGGUUCCGGACAGUUUGGCUUCUGCAGUUUCAUCCCAAGAGGAGGUUUUCACUGUUGAUGACGCAAGGCUGAUGGAGACUGACUUGCAUGUAGGAGUUGACCGGGAAGAGUACUUGAAACUAGUUGUCAGGCAGUUAGAGUGUGGCAAGACAAGGCUUCGACGUAACAUUAAGGCGGUGGGCAGUGUUUUUUCUGUAGCCAAGUCUGGUGAGCGCCAGCGAGAAGUUUGGAACGGUUCCUUCGUUUCUGCGCUGGCCGAAAAGCCACCGCCACCAAUGCUGUUGGCGAAUCCUAGCUGUUUUGUUGACCUCGUUUUCCAACCCCAUGAAGAAGUAUUCAUGUCCAAGCGUGAUGUGCACACUUGUUUCGAUGUGCUCAAGGCGCCGGAAUCUCUGCAACCUUGGUUUGGCAGGCCCCCUGUGACUCUGUUUGAGUUGCAGCGAGUCACGGGCUUUCCCGUCGAAUUGUUUUUGCCUUAUGUGGCGGAUGUUGAGACUUCGGACGUUGACAUUGGUGAAAAGCUCUACCCUGCGAGCACUGUGUGGCCAAUGGGCUUCAGUUGGUCUUCUUGCGUUGCACAGGCUUCUACUGUGGCCUGUUGUGUCGAAGCUGGUGUCCGCCAGGAAAGUUUUCUGUGCAUGGACUCUCCGCCACCAGCGAUUGGAGAGGCAUGUGGGGUGGCUACAGAUGACACUUUCUUUUUCCACACAGACAAAGUCUUGGGCUUGAAGCGCCUCAAGGCGUUGGAUGCUGCCUUCGAAAGACAUGGUAUGCCGAAGAAUGCUACGAAGGACGUCACUUUGCAAGACAAUAUGACUGCUUUGGGUUGCAAGCUUUCGGCCAAGCCAGGAGCAGCUGAACCAGUGAGUGCAAAAAUGGUUCCGCUUUUUCUGGCUUGGCUGGGCCUUUUGUCUACACGCAGCGCCAGUCCUUUGGCUGUUAACAGGGCUUUGGGUGUGCAGCAGUGGUUCUGCCUAUUGUCCCGUCCUUUGUUCAGUAUUCUUGAUCGAACGUAUGAGUUCGUGUGGCAAGAGCCCGGAAACAAAAUUGUGGAUCUACCGGGCGGUGUUUGUGCAGAAAUUGCUGUUUCAGUUUUUCUGAUGCCUUUGUUGGGGGCUGACUUGGAACGGCAAUAUCUUCCACUUAUCACUGCUUGCGAUGCUUCCCCUGAUUUCGGUUUUGGUGUGGCUUACAUGAAAUGUCAACAAGAUGUCGCUGAACAGGUUGGCCGGUUGGCAGAGAGGAGGGGUGAUUUUGUGAAAUUUUUCCUUCAACCAGGAGAGCCUGAGCCAAAAGACAGGCUUGGUGUGCCACAUCUUCUUCCUUUUCACCAGAAACAGUUCAGCAUAGCCAUCAGUGCGAAGGCAAAGUUUCAGGCCCACUCCGGCGCUCUUGAAGCUCAUGGUUUGCUUUUGGCUUUGAAAUGGCUGUGCAGACGACCGUCUCAUUUUCACCACAGGUUGGUUGUCUUGAUUAACGCAAAGGCAGUGAUCAUCGCCAUCUCCGAGGUGCUUUCCUGGGAGCGCUGGACUGCCGACGUUGCAACGGCAUUCCUUCAGGGUGAUCCUCAGCAGAGGAUCUUGUGGGCCCGGAUCCCCAAGGACGCUUGCGAGUUGAUCGGCGUUCCUCCGGGCACCCUCAUGCGCUUGAUCAAGCCCCUCUACGGACAGGCUGACGCUCCAAGGCAGUGGUUUGCAGUGGCGAGACGCCGUUUACUGCAGUUGGGAUUUCAAUCCCAUCCUUUGGAUCAGUGCCUCUACAUGUUCUUCGAUGAGAACAAGGCCGCCAAGAAGAAGACUCUGGCUGAACGGCAGGCCAAUGCUCGCAAACAUGCGAUCAGUCGAUCAGGGAAUCGACAUAGCCUGGCCUACAUGAUCCUCACCUCACAGAUGAUGAUGGUGCAAGCCAUGCAGCCUAGCUUCGAGAUGGCCCUGGACUUCGCCUUCUCUCCUGAGAUGACCCUCACUCUCUUCAUCCUACUGAUGACCAUGGUGGGAUGGCACAUGUGGGGAAGGGCUACAACGACAACUCCGACGACAUUGAGGACAAUGACAACGACAGAGACCUGGACGAUGACAACAGAGAUUCCAAGCUCUGGCACAAAGGAAUGUGGCACCCAGGCGGAGACAGCCCUCGAGAAGAAUGUGUUUGGCCUCCUCAAGAUGGAGAUCACACGACUUCAACAAGACCUACGGGAUUCAGAUGCCUACAACGCCCAGCUCAAAGACCAGCUCGACGCGCUGGAGGGCGAGAACAACGAAUUGGAGAAGGAAGUGGACGACCUCACCCUGAUAGGACUACCUGUCACCUUGCCCACGGAUGUGGUGAAGGUCCGUCUCCAGGUGCAAUCCACUGGUCGCUACCGGGGCUUCGCUGACUGCCUGCAGCAGACGGCCCGGAAUGAAGGCGUCCACGCGCUGUGGAAGGGCCUGACACCUGCCUUGGUGCGCCAGGCGGAUGGAGAGAUGUCCUUGGUGAUUUAUGAACCUAUUCGUGGAUUCUACGGUGAGCUGUUGGGUGGCAAGGACAAAGGGCCGAGCUAUUUCCAGCGGCUUUGCGCUGGCGGCACGGCUGGAGCCCUGGCCAUCUCCGUCUUCAAUCCUGCAGAGGUGGUGAAGACCCAGGUGCAGACACACGUGGGAGCCAACAUUACCAUGCGAGAGGUGGCCUCACGAGUCUGGGUGCAAGAUGGCCUUCUUGGCUUUUGGGCAGGCCUUGAGCCCAACGUGGCCCGGACCUUCCUGGUGAACGCCGCGGAGUUGGGCACCUACGACGAAGCCAAGAGCCAUUUAGUGCCCGUGCUGGGCGAUGGUUUCUUCGCUCACGAUCGAGUGCCGUUGUGGACUUGGACCAAUUUGGUCGAUCAGGUUGGCUUCCGUGGCUGUGAGCUUUUGCUCAUCGACGCUGAAGGCUUUGACGUGGAGAUUUUGCGCUCGAUGGCCUAUCACUGCCAGCGCCGACGUGAAGAGCUUCCAUGGGUGAUACAAUUUGAAAGCAAUGGCCUUUGCAAUGCCCGCGCCGGCUACGACUGCGAAUCCUACAUUGUCUCCGAGUUUGAGAAGCUCGGAUAUACGCUGGUCGGCCAAGGUCGAGACACGUACCUAGCAUUGCAAAGGGCAAACUCACCGUCUCUGAAGAGGUGGCUGUCCAGCUGGUCUUGCUCCGAAUGCAAUGCAAGAUAUGCUUAUCCUUACACCGUCGUGCCGGAUGUAAUGUGCCAGCGUUGCGCUGACUGGGCAUGGAAAAAUUGGGAAAAUUGAAUUUUUGGAUGUACCUGUGUGGCACCCGACUGGUAUCUAUGCCUUUUUUGGGUGAAAUUUCAGAGAAAAAGAGCAGACCCUGCGUCGGCCACGAAUCUGGGGAUGGAUUGGUGCGUCAGACGAGCGGUUUGAUGAAAGUUUUGAGAGGUCAACUUGCAUCGGUUUCACCGAUGGAGAGAGCAGAUCUUUCGAGUUGACCAUGGCCACCAUUUUGACAAGCUACUAUUUGUCCGGAAGUGGUCAAGUUCCGAAUUGGGCAAAUGCAAAGUCUCUGAUUGUCACAGAUUCAUAUAUGAUUGUGUCCUGUUCUUCCAUUUGCCCUUGUUUGCUGGACUGGAAGAAUUCUUCCAGCUGGACACCGCUGGAAUCUCUGGAUCCGGCACGAAAGUCUGGGCGAGAUUGCCAAAGGAAUUGCCAUCGACCAUGAUCUCCAAGGUGCAAAAAGCGAGUUCCGCGC